AAUAAUUACCUGCAUGAAACUGUUUAUGUGGCGAUUGGGAAUCAUAGGUAUUUCCUGUCAUUUCAGUUUUACUAUAUUUCCAAAAUGCUACCUAAGAUAUUAAUGUUUUUCAUAGUUUAAUGGUUGUUUUGUUUUACGUGUAAUAUUUCAAUAGAAGCGCUAUUAACGUUGUUAAUUAUGGAAGAUCGCGCAGCUAAAUUGGCGCUAGCACGAAAAAAGGUCGAAAUAUGUGGUCACAUAAGGGGUGACGCCUAUUCCCUGAAGAAGGCUGUAUAUAACGACGUUUGCCGGGUCCGUCGAGGUUGGCGCUUGUGUCUUAACUCCCUAUAAGCCAUGCAUUCUGUCGGCGCGUUUCCCACCUUAGAAUUAGGCUUAAAGAUCAUCAAGAUAAGAAAUUAAUUGGUGGUCAAAAAGAGGACAUAUAUAAAUCUGAAAAAUCCGAAGCCUGUUUAAUAAUAAAUGACAAUGAGUCUCUGAAAACAGUGGUCAAAAAUGAUGAGGAAGUCCCUGAAAUGAUACAGAGCACACAAGAAAUACAAAACCCUGAUUUUGAAGCAAAUGGAAAUAACUAUUUGUCAUCUACCAUCUCAAAUACAGACAAUUUAAAAAAAUCUAAUAUAACUGAAAAUAACAUAAUCCCAGAACCUGAUUUAAAUAUCACUGAGAUUUUGAUUUCAAAUAAAAGAAACCUAGAAUUACAAGUUCAUCACUUACAAUCAUCAUUAGAACAACUGGAACAAAAAAAUGCUCUGGUAGUAAAUGAUUAUAAAAUAUGCAAUCAAAAACUUAAAGAGUUAGAACAUGAAAUUAAUAAUAUCAAUGACAAAUAUAUAAAAGCUACAGAGGAAAUAACUAUAAAAAAUGCAAAACUUAAUGAACUUAAUUCUCUUCAGUUAACUUUAUCCGAGGAAAAUAGUAAUUUGACUGAACAAUUAGAAUUUACAAAAAGUGUUUUACAUUCUAAAGAGGCAGAAAGUGAUUCCCUCCAUAAGCAAUUACUAAACGUUCAAAGCCAAUAUGAUGUCAUACACUUGCAGUUGCAACAACUAACUAAUGGCUCACCAGUUACACUACCAGCUGAAAAACCUGUAAAUGAUGAGAAAACACAAGCUAUGUCACAAAAAAUAUCCUAUUUAGAGCAGCAAUUGACUUCUUUGCAAAAAGAAAGGGAUCAAAUCAACGCACAUUAUGAACACUAUGUUGCUGAAUUAAAUGAACAAUUAAGCUCAUUAGUAAGAAAAAAUGAGGAACUUGUACGAAAUGUUGAAAAUUUGUCAAACAGAGAGAACAGUUUAAUUGAACAAAUAAGUGACAUGGAAAUUAGGAUACAGAAUUACAACGUAGAUAAAAAAAACUUUGAAGUGGAUCGUACUACUACAACUAUCAAGGAUCUACAAGAUAAUUUGGUAAAAGCUCUGGAUGAUCUAAACGAAUUGAAAACAAAGCAUGAAUGUCUUCAAAAUCAGUAUGCAGAAAGUAUUGCCAAAGUUCAGGAACUCUCAGACGUAAAGGAACCUGAAUGUAAUCAUGAUAACAUUAGCCUUUCCAAGUUAAAUGCUGAUAUGACAAGUGAUAAAGUUGCAGCUCAAAGAGCUACUGAACAAAAUAAGCAAUUGAAGCAAGAUAUUCAGCGUUUGGAAGAUGCAUUUGUUAAAAUGAGUAAAGAUAAAUUGGAACUAACAGAGAAAAUUACGGCUGAAAAGUAUCUGAACAGAGAACUUACCAUUAAAUUAUCAGAAGUAGAAGAAAAAGCAAAGGAUAUGCAAAUUAAGUUGAAAGCCAAAGAUGAAGAGAUGAUAAGAUUGCAAUCGAACUAUCGCGAAAUUCAAAAGCAAUGUGACGAUUUAAUGAAUUCCGAUAGAAACGUAAACACAAGAGCCUCAGAAGCAGAGAAACCAGUUCCGGAAGUGAAUAUAGUUAGUGGAUCACAUGCACAUACUGAAACAGAUACAGACUGCAAACAGUUACUGCAUGAAACAGAUGAAAGAAAUGAACACACUAAUAGCCUCCAGCGAGCAGACGCGAUGGUCAAACUUCAGGACCGUUUCCUCAAGAUAAUGGCUGAGGUUGCAGACUUAUCUGAUGAGAAGCACAGGUUGGAACAUAUAAUUUUACAGCUCCAAAACGAAACCGAUACCAUUUGUGAAUAUGUUGCAUUAUAUCAACAACAGAGAAGUUUGUUAAAACGGCGCGACGAAGAAAGAAGUGCGCAGUUAAAAGUUUUUCAACAGGAAUGUGGAAAACUCAAAAGUGAAUUAGACGAACUUGGUGGCCUUCUUAUUCGUUUUGCUGAAGAUAAAGAAUUAUCGUCCUAUUUCGUAACCGAGUCGAAACGUAUUGACAUGGAAAGGGUAAUGACUUUACUCGCCAAUCUUAAGAAUAACUCUUUAAUUGAUAUCAAUAAGAAAAAUAUUGAGUUUAAGAACUUUUAUCCUUGUAACUGUUGCUCCGGAAAACUAAUUGAUGUAUAGAAUAUAAUAAAAUAAAAUUAGUUUAGAUUUGGUUUAUAACAGCAUAAAUCUGUCCAUCGAAGUGAGGUAUAACUUGGUCGCAAGGCACGAUGCACCAACAAAUACAAAAAAAUGUGCACCAGGGGCUUAGUCUUUUCGCUAAUAAUCGACCAUUUUACAUCUGUUAUCAAUCAACCUGCGCCCACAGUCUCUCAUUUAUUUUUAACUAAAAAUAUUUUAAUGCCUUUUAAUCAAAUUUCGAAUGUUCAUGAAACCUAAUAAAGGUAAAUGUUAACAAUUAUUUAAUAAAAUCGCUCUUACCAAGAA
This is a messenger RNA of Spodoptera litura, 2777 nucleotides long. The record is from RefSeq and is a predicted model, not a curated record. NCBI's taxonomy places the organism in Eukaryota, Metazoa, Arthropoda, Insecta, Lepidoptera, Noctuidae.